AUCAGCUGAGCACGCCAUCUAUUUUAGUCACCAAACACCCUAAAGUUGCAUCCAUCUUGAAUGGUCUUUCUCAACGUGGAAUAGGUCAUGAUAAUAGAAGUAUUAUUUAAACAGUGAAAUUAUUACCUGCUUUUCGUUAUUUGACAUCUAUAGUACUUUAUAUAAACACCACAGUCGUGGGCAUCUUCGAUGCAGGCGCAGCAACAAGCCCAGCAUCAGCAGAUUACAGGAGCCAAUGUCAUUCUCAAAAUGAAUGAUAUUCAGCAGCUCUCUACUGUCGGGCUUUUGGAACUAGCUCAUCGUGAAUAUCAAGCAGGUGACUAUGAAAAUGCUGAGCGCCAUUGUAUGCAGUUAUGGCGCCAGGAAACAAAUAAUACUGGGGUUUUGCUACUGCUUUCUUCCAUACACUUCCAGUGCCGUCGACUUGAAAAGUCUGCACACUUCAGUACACUGGCCAUCAAGCAAAAUCCACUCUUAGCAGAAGCAUAUAGCAACCUUGGGAACGUUUACAAAGAACGAGGACAGUUGCAAGAAGCUUUGGAAAAUUACCGCCAUGCUGUACGUUUGAAACCAGAUUUCAUAGAUGGUUACAUCAACCUGGCUGCUGCAUUGGUGGCUGCUGGGGACAUGGAACAGGCGGUUCAGGCUUAUGUUACAGCUCUGCAGUACAACCCGGACCUGUACUGUGUGAGAAGUGAUUUGGGGAAUCUUCUCAAAGCACUGGGUCGACUUGAUGAGGCUAAGGCAUGCUAUUUGAAAGCCAUUGAAACUCGUCCUGACUUCGCUGUUGCGUGGAGCAACCUGGGUUGUGUCUUCAAUGCUCAAGGCGAGAUCUGGUUGGCCAUACAUCACUUUGAGAAAGCUGUCGCUCUAGAUCCUAACUUCCUGGAUGCAUACAUCAAUCUUGGCAAUGUACUGAAAGAAGCGCGGAUAUUUGAUCGAGCGGUAGCAGCCUACUUGCGGGCACUCAACUUGAGCCCCAACAAUGCAGUCGUACAUGGAAACCUGGCCUGUGUCUAUUAUGAACAAGGGCUUAUUGACCUGGCUAUUGACACAUAUCGCCGUGCCAUUGAACUGCAGCCCAACUUCCCAGAUGCAUAUUGCAAUUUGGCAAAUGCUCUCAAGGAAAAGGGUCAGGUGGUUGAGGCAGAGGAGUGCUACAACACUGCCCUGCGUCUCUGUCCUACACAUGCAGAUUCUCUCAACAAUUUGGCCAACAUUAAACGGGAGCAAGGCUACAUUGAAGAAGCAACUCGUCUCUAUCUCAAGGCCCUGGAGGUUUUUCCUGAGUUUGCAGCAGCACAUUCAAACCUGGCAUCUGUCCUGCAGCAGCAGGGCAAGCUCAAUGAAGCCCUUAUGCACUAUAAAGAAGCCAUUAGGCAACCAACAUUUGCAGAUGCUUACAGCAACAUGGGCAAUACACUUAAAGAAAUGCAGGAUGUCCAGGGAGCUCUCCAGUGCUACACUAGAGCCAUCCAAAUCAACCCAGCAUUUGCUGAUGCUCAUAGCAACUUGGCUUCAAUACACAAGGAUUCUGGAAAUAUCCCAGAAGCGAUCCAGUCAUACCGCACAGCACUCAAGCUCAAGCCAGACUUCCCAGAUGCAUACUGCAACUUGGCCCACUGCCUUCAGAUUGUAUGUGAUUGGACUGACUAUGAGGCACGAAUGAAGAAACUAGUCAGCAUUGUAGCUGAGCAGCUAGACAAAAAUCGCUUGCCUUCAGUGCAUCCACACCACUCAAUGCUGUACCCACUUUCCCAUGAAUUCAGAAAAGCCAUUGCUGCCAGACAUGCCAAUCUCUGUCUAGAAAAGAUUCAUGUUCUACACAAACCCCCAUACAAGUAUCCAAAAGACCUGGCUGGAAACCGCCUGCGUAUAGGCUAUGUGUCUUCAGACUUCGGAAACCAUCCAACAUCACACUUAAUGCAGUCAAUCCCAGGUCUGCAUGACAGUACCAAGGUAGAAGUUUUCUGCUAUGCAUUAAGUGCAGAUGAUGGGACCACAUUCCGAGCCAAGAUAGCCAGAGAGGCUGAACAUUUUGUAGAUCUAUCACAGAUUCCAUGCAAUGGCAAAGCAGCUGAUCGCAUAAAUGCUGAUGGAAUUCAUGUAUUGGUGAACAUGAAUGGCUAUACAAAGGGUGCCAGAAAUGAGAUCUUUGCGCUAAGACCUGCGCCAGUACAAGUUAUGUGGCUGGGUUAUCCUGGCACAAGUGGAGCCAGCUUCAUGGACUAUCUCAUCACUGAUGUGGUGACCUCACCCCUGGAGCUAGCUAGCCAGUACAGUGAGAAGCUUGCAUACAUGCCACACACUUACUUCACUGGUGACCAUAGACAGAUGUUUCCCCACCUUAAGGAGAGAGUCAUUCUUACAGACAAGUUUGGUGCCAAGAAGGAAGUUCCCGACAACGUGGCUGUGAUCAAUGCAACUGACCUUUCCCAAAUCAUGGAGCACACCCAAGUGAAAGAGAUCAGAGAGCUGGUUGCUCCUGACAACAAGCUCAGUACCCGACCUGUUGAGAUUUCUCUAAAAGUAGCAGAACUACCCACCACCACACCCAUAGAGACAAUGAUUGCAUCUGGACAAAUCCAAACUUCAGUGAAUGGUGUGGUGCUUCAGAAUGGACUAGCAACAAAUCAAACAAAUAACAAAGCUGCUACAGGUGAAGAGGUCCCACAGAGCAUUGUGAUCACAACUCGACAGCAGUAUGGCCUACCUGAUGAGGCUGUUGUCUAUUGUAAUUUUAAUCAACUAUAUAAGAUUGAUCCCCUCACAUUGCAGAUGUGGGUCCAUAUAUUGAAACAUGUUCCAAAAUCUGUGCUGUGGCUGCUGCGCUUCCCAGCAGUUGGAGAACCCAACUUGCAGGCAGCAGCCCAACAGCUUGGCCUGCCACCGGGAAGGAUCCUGUUCAGUAAUGUGGCGGCCAAAGAGGAACAUGUGAGACGAGGACAGUUGGCUGAUGUGUGUCUGGACACACCCCUGUGUAAUGGACAUACCACAAGCAUGGAUGUUCUGUGGACUGGCACACCUGUAGUUACUCUUCCAGGAGAAACGUUGGCAUCUCGUGUUGCUGCAUCUCAGUUGGCAACACUGGGUUGUCCUGAGCUGGUUGCUUGCACCCGCCAAGAAUACCAAGAUAUUGCUGUGCGCCUGGGCACUGACAGAGAGUACCUAAAGGCUGCACGUGGAAAAGUGUGGCGUGCACGGACAGACAGCCCCUUGUUUGACUGCUUGCAGUAUGCUCAGGGCAUGGAGAAGUUAUAUAAGCAGAUGUGGGAGCGACAUUCCCAUGGGGAGAAGCCGGACCAUAUUGUGGACAAGUAGGCUUUGAGGUACCAAGCAUGCUGUGUCUGGAAGUUCUCUUACCCCAUUUUUAAUGAAAGUUGAAUUUAUGUUAUUGGUAGGAUAGCUUAGACCUAGAGUACUGUUUUAGUAGAUGCAUAAUUGGAUGUUAAAUUUGUAGUUUUAUUUCAUGCUGUUCAUUUGAAAUGGAGUCUUUGCCAAACAAGUUUACCUGUUAUAUCUGUUUACCACAUUAAUGGCCAUCUACACUUAUCACAAUAUUAGCUUUUUAUUUACAGAUGUUUUCUGGUCUUGUAAGCCAUCAUCAUCAUGUAAUCCAUGAUCCCUCUUCAGUCAUUUAUAUAAAGUUUACACACAUACCUUAUGCAUUCAUAACACUUAAAAAAUUGUCAUAAGUGUAGAUGGUGAAUAAUGUGAUAACAUAGAUUAUACCAGACACCACAGAAAGUGUAUACAGUUAAGACAUGUUAUAUCCCAUUGUGUGCUUCCAGACACAAUACCCCAUGCAAGUAAAAUUACUUUGCCUUUCACUUAAAUAAUCUGUGUUGGAUUUUCUGUUACUGCUAAAUUAUUUUAGUUGGUAUGCUGUAUGUAAAUGUUUCCAGAAUUCAAAAUUAAAAGCAAAGCAGAUCUCUAUUGGACUAAACAGGAAUCAUACAUGCACCUUCCACAGAAAUGAAAUGUGAAUGGUUUUUUAAUUUUGUUUUAAUUAUUUUGGAAAAGUAAAGAUCAGUUUUCCGUUUCUUGAAUUGGCCUUAUUUUGAGCAUUGUGUAUGAUUGCCACUGACUUAAAUAUCGUCUGUCAAGAGUUCAUAGAGACGUGUAGUAUUGAAACUUGUGACUUGAAAAUAGUUUGACCUGUGACACAAUAUGCAUCAUUCAAGGUUCUAAAAUGUGUUGACAAACCACCGACAUCUGGAAACUGUGGAACAGUUUUCUUCCAUUAUCGAUCCUGAUAGUAUUAGUGUUUGAGAGGAACAGAAAUGUGUGUGCUGUAUAGUUUGGAAUAAUGUAUGUGACUGAUCAGUUUUUCUUUCUUUUUUUUCCCCCUCUUGUUUUUAUCAUGCUACUUUGUAUCUGUUAGUUGGUUUACAAAUGAGACUCAUUCUUGGUGUAAGAUGGUUAUAAUAAGCAGACAAGAAUUAAAUACAUUUAUCCUAUAUUACUAUUCCAUAUGGGAUGUGAGGAGCAAGAAAGUAGUUUCGGACCACAUUUGAAGCAAGAUCUUUGACAUUAGUAUGAUAAUUAGAAGCAUUUCAUUGUAAUUUCAUUUCUGAGACACAAAGAAUUAAACAUUUCCUCUGCAAGUUG
Zootermopsis nevadensis is the source of this 4611-nucleotide messenger RNA. The record is from RefSeq and is a predicted model, not a curated record. NCBI's taxonomy places the organism in Eukaryota, Metazoa, Arthropoda, Insecta, Blattodea, Termopsidae.